AAAGAAACACCAGGUUGUGCUUUUUGUUUUUUACGUUCUGGCUUUGAUUUGCUUUUGUAGCUUUUUAAAAUCGCUUUGAAAAAAAGUGUUGUUUUCAUUUUCUACAAGCAAGAAGAGGGAGAGAAAGAGACUCACUUUAUUCAAAGGAAAAAAAGCGAAAAAAGCAAUUCAAAGCCUUUACAUCUAAACAAAAACAAAAAUACAUACAUAUACCAUAAUACCCAUUUCAAAUAUCAAGAUUUUUUAAUCUGUAUAACUAUUUUUUCUUUCUCUUAUAAUUUUCUAUUUUUCUUUCUUUGCUGUGGAAAAUCAUGGCAGAUGUUUUGAGAAAGACCAAUCUUGUUUCUUCUUCUUCUUCUUCAUAUAUUGGUUAUAGGAAAGUGCAGAAAUAUAGCAGUUCUGUUGUUGCAAAAAGUUGCAGACUUCCUUCAAAAGUGACUCCUCAAGCUUUGAAAUCAACGACGUUGCAUAAUUCUGAUUUCCUUGGUAAAAGUGUUCUUCUUCAAGAAAAUCUGGGCAAAUCCAAGAGAUGGAAUUAUCUUAAAUUUUCAAUUAAGGCUCAGGCUGGCCUCAGGCUCAAGAAGUCCCAAACAUGGUGGGAGAAGGGUUUGCAACCCAACAUGAAGGAGGUGACCUCUGCACAAGACCUUGUGGACACCCUCUUGAAUGCUGGGGACAAACUUGUCAUUGUUGAUUUCUUCUCUCCUGGCUGUGGUGGCUGCAAAGCUCUCCAUCCCAAGAUAUGUCAAUUGGCGGAGAUGAACCCAGAUGUGCUGUUCCUUAAUGUAAAUUAUGAGGAACACAAAUCUAUGUGCCAUAGCCUCAAUGUCCAUGUGCUUCCAUUCUUUAGAUUUUACCGAGGGGCUCAAGGCCGGGUAUGCAGCUUUAGCUGCACUAAUGCAACGAUCAAGAAAUUUAAGGAUGCAUUGGCCAAGCACACCCCGGACCGAUGCAGUCUUGGACCAACAAAAGGGCUGGAGGAGAAAGAGCUCAUGGCUUUGGCUGCAAACAGAGAUCUCAAAUUCACAUAUACACCAAAACCAGUCGAAUCUGCUCCAGCCGAGGAAGAGACAGUGCCAGCAAUUGUCCCAUCUCAUUCUAUUUCAACCCUGCCUCUUCCCCUUCCCCUGCCCAUGACAAGCCUGGAGCCUCAAGAUUUGGAGGAGAAAAACUUAGUAACAUCAGGGAGGUGAUAGCUCCUGCAACUCUUCCGAAUCUCCUUGUACAGUUCUAGUUUGUGCUAUGUAAAAUCUUCUUGAUACAGGUAGAACAAACUAGUAGAGUGAAAGUCUGUAUUGUGUAUCCUCACAGAAUUUCAGGCUUUUGGAUAUAUUUUUUUGGUCCUGGCCUGCUGGCUGCUGCUACUUGUAUGAGGGGUCUGUCUGAUGUGAAAAGCUUGUCUUUUUGUAUUUUAUUUCUCUUUCUUUUUUUUCCCAACUCUUGUUUGGAGAACACAAAAUGGUUAGUCUUGUAUUCUGGAUCUUUAUUAUGAACAUAAUACCAAUAUAUUACUAUUUACUAAUAUUA
Jatropha curcas is the source of this 1527-nucleotide messenger RNA. RefSeq names its product atypical CYS HIS rich thioredoxin 4 (gene ACHT4). Lineage: Eukaryota; Viridiplantae; Streptophyta; Magnoliopsida; Malpighiales; Euphorbiaceae. Gene Ontology annotation, cellular component: chloroplast. The record is from RefSeq and is a predicted model, not a curated record. Gene Ontology annotation, biological process: cell redox homeostasis.